This is a messenger RNA of Saccharomyces paradoxus, 606 nucleotides long. RefSeq lists its product as uncharacterized. Gene Ontology annotation, molecular function: phospholipid binding; peptidase inhibitor activity. Gene Ontology annotation, biological process: regulation of proteolysis; regulation of Ras protein signal transduction. Bases 1 to 606 code for a protein of 201 amino acids. The record is from RefSeq and is a predicted model, not a curated record. The transcript has a single exon. Lineage: Eukaryota; Fungi; Ascomycota; Saccharomycetes; Saccharomycetales; Saccharomycetaceae.
AUGUCUAGUACCAUUUUUGCUAAGCUAAACAAAGAAGACAUCAUUAAGGACACCGUCAAGGACUUGGCUUUUGACGUUCUUGGUGAGUUGUCAGUUUCAUACGCCGUUACCGACGACGUCAAACUGGGUAACGCCAUGCAGAUGGAAGCUACGCAGACUCCUCCCACCAUCAAGUUCACGCCCUUCGAUAAAAGCCAAUUGUCAGCUGACGACAAAUUGGCUUUGUUGAUGACUGACCCGGACGCGCCAUCCAGAACGGACCACAAGUGGUCGGAGAUUUGUCACUACAUCAUCACGGAUAUUCCUGUCGAAUACGGACCUGGAGGAGACAUUGUCAUUUCUGGGAAGGGUGUCGUGAGAAAUAACUAUCUUGGGCCCGGUCCACCAAAGAAUUCCGGUUACCAUAGAUACGUGUUCUUUCUGUGCAAGCAGCCCAAGGGGGCAGAUUCUUCUACUUUUACCAAGGUUGAGAACAUUGUCUCUUGGGGAUACGGUACUCCUGGUGCAGGCGCCUAUGAUUAUAUCAAGCAGAACAACCUGCAACUGAUUGGCGCCAAUUACUACAUGGUUAAAAACACGACUGUUGACUUCAACUAUGACGUGUGA